AUGGGUGUUUUGGUUCGCAUUCCCACUCCCCUGCGGCGCAUGACCGGCGGGGUCAACCAGGUUGACCUGGACGUGGCCGAUCUGUCCCAAAUGAUCGACCGGUUGGAGUCCGACUAUCCUGGCUUCAAGGAGCGGCUGCUGGACGAAGAAGGCGAACUGCGUUACUUCGUCAACAUCUACGUGAAUGGAGAGGAUAUCCGCUUCGACGACGGCCUCAACACCGCCAUCAAGUCAGGCGACGAAGUCAGCAUAGUACCGGCCGUAGCCGGCGGCUGA
Messenger RNA from Geodia barretti, 276 nucleotides. NCBI's taxonomy places the organism in Eukaryota, Metazoa, Porifera, Demospongiae, Tetractinellida, Geodiidae. The record is from the annotation of a GenBank genome assembly.